GAUACUUUGAGGCCUUCCGAGUGGACCUUCCUAUCUUCCUCGAGCGAUCGGAUUCUGCCAGUUGGUGCUUUGAAAUUCUAUCGGUGUCAGCCUCGGGGACCAUGAAUAAUUCUCUCCCCGGACCGCGAAGAUGGACAGGAGACAAAGGGAGAGAGAGAGAAGGUGGAACUGGUGGUAGGGACGAGCGAGAAAAGAGUGGGGAAAGACCGGAGUCUUCGGGUCCAGACCUCUUGAUGAUCUUCGUCUCCGUUUCCCCGUGUUCAGUGACUUCCUCGUUUCCCAUCGUUCCUCGACAUCCUGAGGAAUACUCCGAGGUAAAGGGAAGUAUCUAUCCGGCGAUCGCAUGGAAAUCAAUUAAGAAAAAAAAAUGUACUUGCGAGUUGGGAAGUGCAGAGAACUCCCGAAGACGCUUCGGUGGACGUCUUCGAGUUCUUCGACGAAUAAUAUCCAGGAUUUCCGCGACAUCCCUGGACCAAAAUCCCUGCCUGUUAUCGGGACGCUGUACAAGUAUCUUCCCCUUAUCGGGGAGUACAGCUUCAAAAAGCUGCACAAAGUCGGCGCGAAGAAGCUGGCUCGUUAUGGUCCAUUGGUGAGGGAAGAAAUGGUGCCUGGCGUGAACAUUUUGUGGGUUUUCCACCCUGAUGACAUUUUCGAAGUCUUCCGCGCGGAAGGGAGAUCUCAUCCCGAGAGGAGAAGUCACCUGGCGCUCUUGAAAUACAGAGGAGACCGACCGGAAGUCUACAACAACGGAGGUCUACUGCCUACAAACGGAACAGAGUGGUGGCGACUUCGUCGGGAAUUCCAAAAAGCCCUCAGCAAGCCACAGAGUGUCCUCAACUACUUGGAAGACACCGACGCAAUGAUCGAGGAAUUCGUCGACCUCUGCGCAACCGGAGACCACGAAGACGUCUUGCCGCUGCUCUCUCGACUCUUCCUGGAACUGACGAGUCUGGUGGCGUUCGACGUGAAAAUGAAGAGCUUCUCGAAGGAGGAGAUGCAGAGGAACUCUCGGAGCUCCAGAUUAAUCGACGCUGCUCUCACGACGAACACUGCGAUCCUGAAGCUGGACAACGGGCUUCGUCUCUGGCGAUUCUUCGACACGCCUUUGUACCGGAAGUUGUGCAGAGCUCAGGCUUACAUGGAGGAGGUCGCCUUAGACAUGGUGUCGAGGAAGCUCGAAAGUCAGGACUCGGCAGAAGCUGAAAAGGAAUCCCUCCUUGAGGUGUACUUGAAGAACCCGAACCUGGACCGGAAGGACGUGGUAGGGAUGGCUUGCGACAUGCUCCUCGCAGGAAUAGACACGACGACUUACAGUACCGCCUUCGCGUUGUACCACCUGGCGAGGAACCCCAGAGCUCAGGAUACUCUCCACGAGGAAGCCGCAAAUUUGCUGAAGGACGAAAAUGCCCCGAUAGACUCCACGGUCUUGAGGAGGGCGAAUUUCGCGAAAGCCGUGAUGAAGGAGACCUUCCGAUUAAAUCCAAUCUCCGUGGGAGUUGGGCGAGUCCUGCAGAAGGACGCGGUUCUUCGGAAGUACCGCGUGCCUAAAGGAACGGUGAUCGUCACUCAGAAUCAGGUGGCCUGCCGUUUGCCGGAAUAUUUUCCGGAUCCGGAUUCCUUCUUGCCGGAAAGGUGGCUUCGAGAGGAGACGAAGAGUCGCGUCGCUCAUCCUUAUUUGGUCCUACCCUUUGGCCAUGGUCCUAGAUCCUGCAUAGCGAGGCGAUUGGCCGAGCAGAACAUGCAAGUUCUCUUGCUGAGGGUGUGCCGGAAGCUGCGGUUCUCCUGGAGAGGAGGAGACCUCGACUCGCAGUCCUUGCUGAUCAACAAGCCGGACGCGCCGAUAAAACUGGAGUUUUCUCGUCGUUAAAGCGCUUAAAU
This is a messenger RNA of Orussus abietinus, 1878 nucleotides long. It is a transcript of the gene dib, whose product is annotated as cytochrome P450 302a1, mitochondrial. NCBI's taxonomy places the organism in Eukaryota, Metazoa, Arthropoda, Insecta, Hymenoptera, Orussidae. The transcript is spliced from 8 exons. The record is from RefSeq and is a predicted model, not a curated record. Gene Ontology annotation, molecular function: heme binding; oxidoreductase activity, acting on paired donors, with incorporation or reduction of molecular oxygen; iron ion binding. Bases 368 to 1867 code for a protein of 499 amino acids.